CCGCUCGGGAGGGCUCUCUCACACACAUUUCCUACACACACUGUUCCGUGAAGACGAGCGGGGGAGAUAUGAGAACGGGGCGUCCUCCCUCUCCACUCUUCUAAAAACACACUGGCCGCUUCUUGUAAGAUUACCGCCGGAGAUCUGACACACACUCUUUCAAAAAGACAUACAAACACAAACUCAUCAGGGGGAGACGAACCAGCUGAGAUUUGUUUUCAAACUGUCCCCCGAUGGCUGCGUGACAGGUCCACUGAACGCGCAAGAAGACGCACACGGUUCCAGGAUUUGGACUGCUUCACGCAUUUCUUUCCCUGUCUUGAGUCGUUUUUUAUUAUCGUGUGUUGGGAACUUCGUUCAAUCAUGGAUACCUACAGCUCCUUCACCGCUCUACUUUUACUUCUGGCUUCGUUAAAUAGUGUGUCAACCGUGCAGUUCCCGUCGCCACUUCUGAUAAAGGAAUGGGUGGAGCAGAUGCAGCAGGAGCUGGUCACACUGACGGACACAGCCAGCGGAGUGCAGAACCUCAUACAGAUCUUCCAGAGCCACAGGAAGUACUUCAGUGUGGGGUCCAACGAUGCCAGCCAGCUAGUGGCUAAUGCAGCGGGGAACAUCGAGAAUCUCCUGGCCAACCGUUCUCGUGCUCUCAAGGUGAGUACCAUAUGCAGGCCAUGGAAGACCUGGGAAAUGUUCAGCUUCCAGGAAUUGUGCACAGAUCUUUGCAAUAUGGGGCUGUGCAUUAUCAUGCUGAAACAGGAGGUGAUGGAGCUGGGUCUGGUGAUCACAGGAACACUUCCAGUUUUCAACAAGACCAACACCAAAGCUGACAAAGAAAGGGGACUACAGAGGCCCCAAAACCAGCUGAUCCUGGGAGUGAUGGCCAUCGAUGUGUCUCUGGACGACAUCAAAAGAUUAACACCGAGAUUUACAUUUGGACCAAAUGGUUAUUACUUUGCCAUUGACCCCAACGGUUACGUCUUGCUGCAUCCCAACCUCUGCCCAAAGAAUCCUAAAUUUCAGGAGCCUGUAACGCUGGACUUCCUGGACGCUGAGCUGGAGGAUGAGAUUAAAGUAGAGAUAAGAACGAACAUGAUUCAUGGAGAAACCGGCCACCGCACCGUACACACACUAGUGAAGUCCCAGGAUGAGCGGUACAUAGACCGAAGCGAAAGAUCGUACACAUAUGCCCCUGUAAAGGGUACAGAUUACAGUCUAGCCUUGGUCCUUCCAGUGUACAGCCUGCAUUACAUCCACACUACUAUCGGAGACACCAUCACCCAGGCCAAAUUGGAAUUGGUCUCUGAAAGCCUGCAGGAAGACAAGUUUGAGGAGUAUGGAUACACUCUCAUUGCACCAAGGGAGUACUGUAAGGAUCUGAAGCCGUCUAAAAACAACACAGAGUUCCUGAUGGACUUCAACGAGUACAUCGACAGGAAGACUCCCAACAACCCACUGUGCAACGUGGAUCUGGUGAACAGAUUGUUGCUGGACGCUGGCAUCACAUCAGACCUCGUUAAGCAGUGGAGAGAUCAGAUGCCAAAUGGAGUCCUGGCCAGGUUUGUGGCCACUGAUGGAGGAAUCACUCGCAUUUAUCCCAAGAGUGCUGGACUAGACUGGACAGAGGACCCAGAGACGUACGAGUCAAGCUUCUAUAAGAGAAGUCUGGACAAUGACAUCUACAUCUUCACACCAACACCCUACCAGGAGGACACCAACAUAACUGAGGACUCAGUCCUGGUGAGCAGAGCAGUGAACCUGGACAUUGAUGGAGUCAGACUCAAACCAGCAGUUGUGGGAGUGAAACUGGACAUCAAUACCUGGAUGACCAACUUCAUCAAUGCUACUCUGAAGAUGAACUGUAAGGACGAGAUCUGUGGUUGUCAGAGGAAUGAUGAGCAUGUGGACUGUGUCAUCCUGGAUGAUGGGGGAUUCCUAGUCAUGGCCAAUCGGGAUGAAUACAUCGGUCAGAUCGGCCAGUUCUUCGGGAUGAUCGACCCUAUCCUCAUGGUCAACCUGGUCAACAUGUCUCUGUUCACGCUCAACAAGACGUACGACUACCAGUCGGUCUGCGACCCCAAGAGGGAGAGCAAAGGGUCCGCAGCGGGCCUGCGCUCAGUCUACGUGCCCACCAUAGCAGACAUUUUGAACGUUGGAUGGUUAGCAUCAGCAGCAGCCUGGUCGAUACUACAGCAAUUAUUGGUUAGCAUAGCAUUCCCUAAUUUCCUGCACGCAGCAGACACCGAUGACGAAAUACCUGACAUGUCCAAGGAGAGCUGUAUCACGGAGCAGACUCAAUACUUCUAUGACAAUGAGGAAAAGUCCUUCAGAGGAACACUAGACUGUGAAAACUGCUCCAGGAUGUUCCAUGCUGAGAAGCUGUGGAAGACCAACCUGGUGUUCGUCAUCGCCGAUGCCAAGCUCACCUGCAUGUCAUGUGACCACAAGCCCUUAAUACAGGCCGAGCAGCCUUCUGAGGGACCAGACCCAUGUGAAAUGGCUGAGAAACCAAGGUUCCGAAAAGGUCCAGAUGCCUGUUUCGACAACAACGAGAGGGAGGAGGACUUUGACUGUGGUGGGGCGUCCGCUCUGAGCCCGUCCCUGUUGGCCAUGGUGGCGCUGCAGCUGGCCCUGCUCUGGCUCCUGGCCGGCUCAACUCAUCACGCCGUCCCCUCGUGACCUCUGAAGACCUCGGUUGCCCCUGGCAACCGGCAUGCAACGCCGCCUCAAAACGCCGAACGCUAAAACAAAAAAAACAUCUGAAACCACUUCCUGACAGAUCUUCUUUUGGGAUAUUUGCGUUUUUCAAGGGUUUCGUUACAUUUCUUCUCCCAGGGGUGGGAGAAGGUGAGGAAAGUUAACAUCAGCAGGAUGUAAAAAAAAAUUCUAAGCGAUAACUUUUAUCCCUGACCCCUGACCCCUGACUUUUCCCCUCCAGCCAUCUGAGCUUCCAGCCAUCUGAGCUUAGGGAGAUUGAGGUGAUUGAGUGGUGAACUUUGACCUUUGUUUGGUUCGACGAUGACAACCCUACGAAUGCUACAGGUUGGACUGCCUUACAGUGCCAGGGGGAAAGUGAAAGGACUGCCUCUUCAUUUUGGGUUCCUUUUAGGUUUUGGGGGGUUUUGUGAUGUUCUAAAAGAGAUCCCCGUUGAUUUUGAUUCAGCACUGCCAGAAACAGUGCUGCACUUCGCAACAGUCCCGUUGUGUUUGUCACAAAGUUAUUUAUUUAUUUCUAAACGUUUUGCAGUGGCUUGUUACUCAGUAUUGAAAUGUGUGUUUGUUUUGUUCAAGUUGCAAUAAGUUGUUUAAUAGGAAGUCAGGAACCAGAAUGUGUUUUAUUUUACACUGGGGUGCUGUUGGCAUUAUUCUGUUCGUUUCAACUCCCAUUUAAAAGUAGCAACACAUUUACAUUCACGCUGCUGUCCUUGUAUAGAUGUGGUGUACAACGAUCAUAUUCAUUCACAUACAUGUGGUCACAUAUGAACCCUUUUGUCCCCACUCACUGUCCCCUGUUUGAAGUGAUGGAUCCCUUUCUGUUUGCGGUCAAUCACUUCUCACUCAACCUUGACCACAAAUGGUCAAUGUCAGGUCCUACCAUCUUGGUAUCUGGUCCCUCAUCAUUGCCAAAGUGCAAUUGACCAAUCAGGGCACCCCGGCUGGCCUCUAGUGCGCUCAUUGGUCUAAUCUCUAGUGCCAUGUUGAUUCUUAGUCAGACAAACCCUAGCUUUAUUUAUUUGAUUGCGUGGCUACUGACCUGAAGGAAACUUGAUGUGUUUGGUAUUUAUUUGAAUAUUUAAGUUUGUUUUUGUUUUUUAUUAGGAUGAAGGGCAUAGCUGCAUGCUAGUGUGUAAUGUUGGCUUUAAUGCCAUUAUUUUUUGAUUGAUUUCAAUGUGUCAAUGCAAUGGAUAUAAAAUGAAGAGAAAGAGUAGGAGGGAUGUAGGAAAUGUAGACUUGGUACAUGACAGUUUAUUUGUGCUUGCUCAUGUAUCACUUCUUGAUUUGAGUAUCGUUGAAUACGUGACUUGCAACUACAAGGAUCUGUCUUUCUCACAAUGUUCUGCUCGCUAUUGAAGAGAACAUUUCCCCAAAUCAAAAACAAUUGCACCUCGUUGCAAAGUGAAUUUCCCCCUUAAAACGUAAAUUGCUUUAAGACCUAUUGGAAAUGUCUAUCAAUACACUCCAAUCUAAAUUCAUUCAUACCAGUGUGGAUAUCAGUUCUGUUGUACUUUCUUAGUUUUUGUGUGCCUUGUGGUUCUGGUACUUUAAUAACUUUAUGAAUUAGAGAUUCAAGACAGAUUGACAAUAGGAUACUGUCUUUCUGAGUGUACUAUACUAUGGUAUACACCUGCUAACUCUUUUCUCCACAAGAACAGCUACCAACAUACUACAUGAGAAAUAACAGAAAUGUGCCUCGUUUUAUUCAGGACCAAAUCUGGACCCGUCAAUCAUCCUAGCCAAAUGAUGCAGUGGAAUAACUUUGAGUGAAAGAGACAUAAGGUUAAGUUUCUUUAUUCAACGUUGUAGAAAAACGGUUUUAUUGAAACACGGUUUUAUUAUCAUGUCAGAAUAUCAACAAUUUCUCUCUAAAUUGAUUGUAUUCGUUUAAUUUUUGAACAUGGUUCAAAAGAGGGACAUGGUAGAAAUGCUUUAAAAAAAUUGUUUUUUUUCUUUGUGAUGCAAUUCAGCUUGUUCGACUGGGACGUGAUCUGAUGGUCGAUUUAGUGUUACUGAUCUGUUGUAGAGCAAAUAUAGAGGAGUUCCUGGCACUGAAUUGACCUCUUAAGCACUAAACAAGAUCAUUUCAGACAAUCGAUUCGAUUGACAAUCAUAGUUUCCGAUAACUUGCUUAAGACUAGUAUUAGUAAUACUUCAUUGAAUUAAUUGCUGUAAAUGAAAAUGCAAACAACUGCCAAAACAGGGACUUUAAAGGAGCCUUGGGCUAAUGUCAGAAACAUUCACACAUUGUUUCCUUUGAAAACAGAGGCAUAUGGACUCAGGAAACCACAUAGUCAAUUCAGUGUAGAGUUGGGAAACUACAUGAUUACGCUGUGUGGUCUCUAGUACCAUUCAAAUACCCACACCUCAUUAUCAUGGCUUAAAUUAUAAUUACAAAGCGUUCUUACAUCACCCAGAAUAAAAUCCAUCUGGACUUUUUCCAUUUCUCUGAAACACUGAAGAGAAAGGGGACUUUUGUUAUUAUCCCAGUCUUAAGCUAUGAUUAUUUGCCAAUAUGUUAUGUGGCGAAACUCGAGCACCAUCACCAAAGGUGGACUGCUGUCAUGUCCGAAACUAUACGAGUGGUCUGAGGUGACAUUUAGGGUCCCUUAUUGGUUGUUUCAAUGUUCUGUGGGGAAACUAACUAACAUCUUGUAUUUAAGACCCUCAAUAUCUAAGAACAUUCAAGAAUAUCAAGUGCCAUAGGACUCUCUUUCUCUGUUUACCGGGAAACCUAUUACUAACGUUUAUGCAACGUUUAGGAUUGAAUAAGUGCAAAUCUCAUCUAUUUUCCCUGUGUUGCAUGAUAAUGCCAUGAUACUGUAUCAGUGGCAGGCAAUGAGAUAAAGUACCCUCUUUCUUCUCUUGCUUUGGUGUGUAUUGUUGGGAUGGGAAGCAUAAUACCGUGGGUUUGUUGGGUGUUUGUUUAUGAUAUGAUAACGAUACAGCUUCUACUGCCUUUCUCUUGAGGAGACAGCAUUUGGUAGCGCCCUGGUCUGAGUGAGCGCAGUGGCCUAGCGGUUAGAGCGUUGGGCCAGUAACCGAGAUGUCACUGGUUCGAAUGCACGAGCCGACAAGGUGAAAAAUCGGUCAAUUUGCCCUUGAGCAAGGCACUUAACCCUAAUUUGCUCCAGGGGCGCUGUACUACUAUGGCUGACCCUGUAAAACAACACAAUUCACUGCACCUCUCCGGUGUAUGUGACAAUACAUUUGUUUUCCUCUGUCACGGGUUGUCACAUUCAAGACCAGACUAGACCCUUGGGAAAUGGUGUCUGGUUAUUUCAUGCCUCUAAGGGCUCAAAUCAGAUGCUGCCACCUCAGGAGUAACAUAUUAGCAGAGUGAUUGGAAGUGUUUUUGAUGCUGUGGUUCUCUGUGUGGAUUGUGUGGGUUAUGCUUUUUCUGGACUCUUUUAUUUUUAAAUCAAGAACUCAGUGUGUUUUAAGGGGAGUGUUCUAUGCCUGCCACACUAUGUCAGGCUAUUGGUGGGACCGCCCCCCAAUCUUUCUCUGCCAGCGUUUUCAUGGCAGACCAUUGGUGGACAUGCCCACUUAUCUCCCCUUGUCAGCCUCCCUUUUGACAGGCUAUUGGUGGGCCUCCGCGUCAAUCUCCCUUGAUUGUGCUUUUAAUAUGUUACACUUUUGUGGAACUUGAUUCACCUGAAUCAGUCAUGUAUAAAUUUGUACGAUACUGUUAUUAUUCUCGGACGAAAGAAAGAAAAUAGUAAUGUUUAUGAUCCUGGAAAAUGCUUAUUCAUGUGCAAAUACAGUAUAUUCCGAAUAAAAGUUUCUCAGUA
Oncorhynchus masou masou (cherry salmon) is the source of this 6506-nucleotide messenger RNA. RefSeq names its product voltage-dependent calcium channel subunit alpha-2/delta-1-like. Gene Ontology annotation, cellular component: L-type voltage-gated calcium channel complex. The record is from RefSeq and is a predicted model, not a curated record. Bases 364 to 2676 code for a protein of 770 amino acids. The transcript has 28 exons. Gene Ontology annotation, molecular function: voltage-gated calcium channel activity. NCBI's taxonomy places the organism in Eukaryota, Metazoa, Chordata, Actinopteri, Salmoniformes, Salmonidae.